Histoplasma mississippiense is the source of this 1278-nucleotide messenger RNA. RefSeq lists its product with no specific name. Gene Ontology annotation, cellular component: microtubule organizing center. Bases 1 to 1278 code for a protein of 425 amino acids. The transcript is spliced from 2 exons. Lineage: Eukaryota; Fungi; Ascomycota; Eurotiomycetes; Onygenales; Ajellomycetaceae. The record is from RefSeq and is a predicted model, not a curated record.
AUGGCUCGACAUGACUAUUCGACGCGCCGACGCUCUGGUCCGGAAACGCCAGCUGCCCUGAGAAAUGGAUAUCAAAGUAACCGUAAUACCCCGGGAUUGCCGAACAUGGAUGUCAGUGGAUAUGGAGAUGACUCCACAAACCUUGAUGGUGACCCUACACCUGUUCCGCGAAUAGCUAGCAGCAGCACUCAAAGCACACCUCUCCCUUCGCUGCCAGGGAGGAAUGGCAAUGUCGUCGGGGAUGGGCAUAACAUGAUGACAUUAAGAGAACAAGAAAAGGUUAUUGAUAAACUCGAUAAGGAAAAUUUCGGCCUAAAAUUAAAAAUACAUUUUUUAGAGCAAAACUUCAAGUUGUCGAAACCCGAAUUUGCCCAAGCUGCGAUACAAGAAAACACCGAACUCAAAGUCACAAAACUGACGAUGGAGCGUGAUUUACACCAAUGCAAGAAAAGUCUUCGGCGCGCGGAACAGGAUCUGGCGGAAUGCCAGGCGGAGUUGCAAGAACUGCAGUCACACCCAAGUCAAAGACAUGCUAACGAAAAUCUGCAGAGAGAAUUGAACCAAUUGCGCGAAGAUUUAGAGAGCAAAAAUAAUGAACUCCAUGAUCUGCAAGAAGAGGUGGAUUUCAUGAAAGUGAAUGAGUCAGAGAGUCUACAGCAGCUUCGGGAUGAGAUACAGGACUUACAAUAUGAGCUCAGGCGGAAAACCGAGCUUGUUGAGAACCAGGAAGAUGAGAUUGAAAACUUGAAGGAAAAGCAGCAAAAUGAGAAGGACUCGAUUGCUCAGCUUGAAGCUGCACUUCAACAGGCGAAGGAGCAGUUAGAUACUCUCCAAAGUAGUCUAGAACAAGCAAAGUCGGAAGCAAGUGAGGCAAAGUCAAAGUGUGAAAAAGCAGUUGAAGAGAAGGAGCAAGCCGUAGAAGAUUUGAAGGAGCUUCAAGAUGAAAUGACCGACAAAUCUUUCUACACCAAAGGACUCAGCCGCCAACUAGAGGAAAAAGCCAACAAAUUGGAAGACGAAAUUAACAACCUCCGGAAGGAGCACACUGCGCUGGAGAAAAAUUUCCAGAGCAAGAUUCGCGAGGCAGCCAAGCUUGAGGAGGAGGUUGAAGCACUCAAAGAAGAGCUAUCCGCAGAGAAGGCAAGAUUGCAGGACGAUCUUGAUUUAGCCCAUCAUGAGCGAGAUAUUGCUAGAAGGGAACGGCACGACAUUUUGGAACGUCUACACCAAGUUGAGGACGAGAUCCAAAAAGUGGGGAGGAUGCAAAAGCUGUCCUGA